Messenger RNA from Suillus subalutaceus, 1023 nucleotides. RefSeq lists its product as uncharacterized. Bases 131 to 853 code for a protein of 240 amino acids. The transcript is spliced from 3 exons. NCBI's taxonomy places the organism in Eukaryota, Fungi, Basidiomycota, Agaricomycetes, Boletales, Suillaceae. The record is from RefSeq and is a predicted model, not a curated record.
GCGCAUUGAUGCCAUCGUUUUGUUCAUAACCGGUCGGUGUGACGCGUGACCUCACUUGAAAGCGAUAGAGUAUAUAUGGAAAUCUCGAUUAUCGCUGUCCCUCCACCUCAACAACCACAACUGACUUUCGAUGCAGCCAGAUUCUGCGUCCGUUCAGGACAACGUUUCUUCUUAUAAUCCUCCUAGACCCGUUCCAGAUCCUGUAUCGUCCCAGAGACCAGCACCACGUCCGCCACCCCCUUCGAAUGGUGGUGCUCCCCGCAACACUUUAAGUGGUCUAUUCGCAAACAGAGGAGGAAAUGCUCCAAUACCCCCUUCAUUGCAGGCGAAAAUGACAGCAAUGUUGAAUCGCGGAUCAUCUGCGUCACCCGGUUCGGCCCCUCUCUCCCUCGAUGCCACAACAAGGGCACUGCAACAUGCUUCCAUAAACGAAUCAAACCAUCCUAUUCUUCAAUCUUCUCACACAUAUUCUGCUUCACCAGGCUCGUCAUCGGCUGCUACACGCGCUCGCGGACGCGGUGGCGGUGUUCCUGCUGCGGGCAGACGCAAUAGGCCAGCAUUCAAAUUAUCCGACAUAAACCCUGAAACAGGAGGUGGUGCUAUCGGUGCAGGGCUUGGAGCAGGGCGUCCAUCGCUAGCUGAAGCCAGGAGAGGGCCCUCAUCAUUUGAUACUCCUUUUUCAAAUUUCAACAGGAUCGUGUGCGUAUCUCUCUCUUUCUCUUCUCCCGUUAUCAUGAAUCAAAACCAACUUCUUCCCUCUUUUAGUGAUCCUUCUGGACGCCUCAACUUCGCCGGGAAAGCAGUUCUCCAUGCCGAGGGUGUCGAUUUUCCAAUGGACCAUCUUAUGCUAUAAAUAUGGAAGAGCUCGUUCUCGAGCAUGAGCUCGGCCGCGGUAACUAUGGCACAGUCAAGAAGGUUCUCCAUCGACCGACAAAGGUCGAGAUGGCUAUGAAGGAAAUUCGUCUCGAGCUAGACUCCACUAAACUUAAUGGAAUACUGAUGGAGUUGGACAUCCUGCACCGC